AUGGCGUCAAGCUUGGAACAAUUUCAAAAUGUUCUCUUGAACAACCCCGUCGCCAACACUCUUUCAGAUGCCGUUAACUCCUUCUCGGAACGGAGGGCGAAGCUUGGCCUGUCCAACCCCGGCACCACCGAGAACCUGACCAGGGAGGUCCAACGCGAUGUCCUGCUCACCAACUACAUGUUUACCGGUCUUCGCGCCGACCUCACCAAGGCCUUCAGCAUGUCGCCCCUAUUUCAGGUCUCUCACCAGUUCGCGAUGGGUGACCGUCUGAACCCGUACACGUUUGCUGCGCUGUACGGAACGAGCAAGGUUUUCAUGCAAGGAAACAUGGACAACGACGGCCAGCUUUCCACUAGAUUCAACUACCGGUGGUCCGACAAGCUCGUGUCGAGAACGCAGUUCCAGGCCGCCCCUGGUGCUGGCCAGGAGAUGCUCCAGAUCGAGAACGAAUACACUGGAGACGACUUCACAGCCUCCCUCAAGAUGUUGAAUCCCUCUUGUCUCGACGGCGGUGUUACUGGUAUCUUCAUCGGAAGCUACCUCCAGUCGGUUACUUCUAAGCUUGCCCUUGGUCUCGAGACCGUCUGGCAGCGCCAGGCCAUGACCCAGGGCCCUGAGACUGCCACCUCCUACUGCGCUCGCUACAAGUCCGACGACUGGGUUGCCACCGCUCAGCUUCAGGCGCAGGGAGCUCUGAACACCUCCUACUGGAGGCGUCUGUCCGAGAAGGUCCAGGCUGGUGUCGACCUGUCUCUUUCGCUCGUUCCCAGUGCCGCAGGCGUCAUGGGUGGCUUCCAGAAGGAGGGCGUCACCACCGUUGGUGCCAAGUACGACUUCAGAAUGUCUACCUUCCGUGCCCAGGUCGACUCCAAGGGCAAGCUUAGCUGUUUGUUGGAGAAGCGCAUUGCCGCCCCUGUCAUGAUGACUCUGGCUGCCGAUGUUGACCACUUUGCGGUAAGUUCUGCCAUCCACGAUUCAGCAACCGUGUUCUGA
Colletotrichum navitas is the source of this 993-nucleotide messenger RNA. Its product is annotated as eukaryotic porin. The record is from RefSeq and is a predicted model, not a curated record. The transcript is spliced from 2 exons. Lineage: Eukaryota; Fungi; Ascomycota; Sordariomycetes; Glomerellales; Glomerellaceae. Bases 1 to 993 code for a protein of 330 amino acids. Gene Ontology annotation, biological process: protein import into mitochondrial matrix. Gene Ontology annotation, cellular component: mitochondrial outer membrane; mitochondrial outer membrane translocase complex. Gene Ontology annotation, molecular function: transmembrane protein transporter activity.